Cyprinodon variegatus (sheepshead minnow) is the source of this 5506-nucleotide messenger RNA. It is a transcript of the gene limch1, whose product is annotated as LIM and calponin homology domains 1. The record is from RefSeq and is a predicted model, not a curated record. Bases 147 to 3662 code for a protein of 1171 amino acids. The transcript has 26 exons. NCBI's taxonomy places the organism in Eukaryota, Metazoa, Chordata, Actinopteri, Cyprinodontiformes, Cyprinodontidae. Gene Ontology annotation, biological process: regulation of focal adhesion assembly; positive regulation of stress fiber assembly. Gene Ontology annotation, molecular function: myosin II head/neck binding. Gene Ontology annotation, cellular component: stress fiber.
AACUGGUUUGCUCGGCAGGUCGCUGGUGCUGCAGCUGCUGGAACAUCUACAGCUAUAACGGAGGAGAAGUAACUCAUUGAAAAGGAAUAACGCGGCUUUUGGCUGCAGGCGUUCACACUUAAAGAGAGGAACCAAGUCCUUCGUCCAUGGCCAGUCCGGCUGCAGAUUUUGGACAGUCUCAUCAGCAUCCCCCUGUCACACAGUCGGCCGCCGACUCUGCGUUUCUGGAGGCGCAGAAAUGGAUAGAGGCUGCGACUGGACGGUGUUUUGGUGAAAAGGAUUUCCGAGGAGGCUUGGAGAACGGGAUUCUACUGUGCGAGUUACUGAGCUCCAUUAGACCUGGCUUGGUAAAGAAAAUUAACCGACUGCAAACACCAAUAGCUGGCCUGGACAACCUGAGUGUUUUUCUGCGAGGCUGUGAGGAGUUAGGACUGAAAGGCUCCCAGCUGUUUGACCCUGGAGACCUGCAGGACACAUCGACACGUCCUGCUGCAAAGGGAAGCGACGGCAGCCGAAGACUCAAGAAUGUUUUAAUCACAAUCUACUGGCUCGGUCGUGCUGCCAACAGCUGCACCUCCUACAACGGGCCCACGCUGGACCUAAAAGAGUUUGAGGGCUUGCUGUCACAAAUGCGAAAGGAGGCAGAGACAGUAGAAAGUCCUCAACGCAGCAUUCGGGACAGCGGCUACAUUGACUGCUGGGACUCGGAACGCAGUGACUCCCUCUCUCCGCCACGCCACGGACGAGAAGAUUCAUUUGACAGCCUGGACUCCUUCGGCUCGCGCUCGCAGCAGACUCCGUCACCGGACGUCCUGGUCCCACGCGGCAGCAGUGAUGACCAUGGCAGUGACUCAGAGUCCGAUGGCACACCUAACAGGAAGAUGCCGGACCUUCACAAGGACGACAUGUUGGCGCGUCGCACAUCAGUCACAGAGCUGCGGACCGCCAUGCCUUUUAACCAGUACCUACCCAACAGGAGCAACCAGAGCGGAUAUGUUCCAGCUCCACUUCGCAAAAAAAAGAAUGACAAGGAAGAUGGAGGGCGCCAGACCUGCAGUACUGCAACCUCACCUGUAGGAGGAGACAGACCUUGUAGUCCAAAAGAAAGCCCUGUCUUAGUCCUCCCACUUAGAGAGUCCCAUAGCCCUUCUCCCACUCCACACAUUGAACCACAGAUUCAAGAGAACAAGAGCGAAGACGAUGAGAGGGAUGUAAAGCUGAGUGCUUCCUCACCUUGCAUUGUGAUCCAUGCUGUGGGAAUAAGAAGGAGCAGUGAGCCUCUACGAUGUGGCCUCUACCAGGCCAACUCGGAGCCCCCUAGGGAAACCAUCACUCAGCUAAAGGGCACCUCUGAACAAAGGAGUGUGAGUAUGAAUGACAUGCGUGGUGAAGAGGAGGCGCUUCGGCAGCCACAUAGUCACGUCCGUCAUGAGCGGAUGCACAACCAGUACAACAGAAUGAGAGAAGACGAGAAUCACUGGCAGGAGGACCUGGCCCGAUGGAAAAGUAGAAGGAGGAGUGUCUCUCAGGACCUGAUUAAGAAAGAGGAGGAGAGGAAAAUGAUGGAGCGACUGAUGUCAGGAGACGGAUAUAUCUCUCAAAGGAGAAAAAGCAUCAAAACUUACCGAGAAAUUGUGGAAGAGAAGGAGCGUCGUGAAGAGGAGCUACGAGAGGCUUACAGGAAAGCCAGAACUCCAGAGGAGGCAUCUGCUGUUCUCCAACGUUACGCCCAACGUUUCUCCAUCAGCGAGGCCGUACUGGAGCGCCUGCAGUUGCCGAAGCUUCUAGACCGCAGCGUAUCAGCUGAUCCCUCCUUUCCCAUCUCGCCCCUUUCCCUCUCGCUCUCCUCCUCCCCUACAACCCCGGACCCCUUCGACGAAGACCCCAGCGGGCCCCUGAGGUAUCUGCGGCAGCAGUCAGCUCCACUGCCAAGGUUUACAUCCACGCUGGAGGCACAAAUUGAAGAGUUUCCCAAAGAUUCAACCUCACUCCAUCGGCCUCAGAUUCGCUCUCGCUCAUCUGAACCGCCAUCCACCCGAGCCCUGUCACCCAAACCCGUGCCUUUGCUGUCACCCAAGCCUUACUUUCAACCUCAACAGUUGGCAUCUGAAAAGCAGAGUAGUAAGGUGGAUGGUUUGCUAACAGUGAAUGGCGAUAUUGGAAAUAAUUCCGAGUCUAAAGCAAGGGAAUCCCCUCCCCUAUUCCUGCCAUCGCCAUCCCUGUCUGGAAAUGGCACUUUGGAUGCUCCCUCAUCAGAUGCCUCGCCUGCUCGAUGUCUGCCAGCCACCCCUGAAAGACGAAGUCAAGGGUCAACAAAGGACACCGACCGACCGUACAACACAGGAUCAGCCACACGAGAUUUUAAAGAGGAGAAAAUCACUGAGUGUUUAUCAUCUCCCAUUCGGCCUACUACUCUUCCAGAGGAGUUAAGGCAGCCUGAGGACAGCUUUGGGGAGGCAGGAGGUCAGACAGAUGCUGCUCAACAGGAAGAAAAGACCUAUCCUGCAGUUCAUCAGCAGUCAACUACAGCUAAACCAGAGAAGACUGAACUUUCCAGUGAGAACCUACAGCAGAUCUUUCCAACUGAGGUUGAUACAAUAAAAAAUAAGGCUAUAGCAUCAAUGGGGUCUUUUCAGAGAAUGGAGAUGGCACCGCCCUCGGCUGCACCCGGAUCGCUUGGAUAUAUACCUCCAAAAGAAGUAGCAUCAGAGUUUGAAAUCAGUGUGAGGUCCCUGCAGACCUCCAGCAACCCUAAGUCACGCUGGGAAUUCUUCGCUCCGCCAGACGCUUCCAAGAAGAAUCAACAUGGAAAUGAGAAGUACCAGCGUGAGCAGGAGAAACUGAAGGAGGAGUGGGAGAAAGCACAGAGGGAGGUGGUGGAGGAAGAAAGGAAGUAUCAUGAGGAGGAGCGUAAGAUACUGGAAGAAACUGUAAUGCCUUUGACACCCCGCUCCUCAGCCCUGCCCUCCCCCAGCCGAGGGGGCCUCUCCUCCACCUCUGAGCCACAGGACACGAUUGUCCGUUCGCUGGCAGAUUGGGAACGAAAACAAGAGCUACUAGAGAGGCAGUCUAGAGGAAGCACUGAGAGUGCAGAGAGGAAAAUGAGAGAAAACGACAGAACUAGUGACAUCAGCACUGCUGACGACAGCAUGAAUACUGGCAGAAGCAUGGUGAGCCAGAGCAGCAGUCAGGCAGAAAAACGUGCUCAAAGUGUUCCCAAAAGCCAAACGCUUCCUCCUACAUCAGCCAAAUGCUCAACGCCAGAUAAGAAGCAAUCAGCUCCCGCUACCGAUAGCACCAGACCCAGUCGGUCAGCAGGAGAGAGAAGGUGCAGCCCCACUGAUAAUGAUAAAGGACGCGGCUCAUCAAAGCCCAUCGCAUCAUGUCCAUCAGAACCAGACACAUUACCCCCACCGCCCAACAGGUCUGUCAGUGGGAGGAAGCUAUGCUCCAGCUGCGGACAGCCUCUAGGAAAGGGAGCAGCCAUGAUCAUAGAGACACUAAGCCUCUACUUUCACAUCCACUGCUUCAAGUGCGGGGUGUGUAAAGGACAGUUAGGCGACACAACCACAGGGACAGAUGUCCGGAUAAGAAAUGGCCUCCUCAACUGCAACCAAUGCUACAUCCGUUCCCGAUCCGCUGGACAGCCGACCACAUUGUGAUGCAGUGAAAAAAAGCACAAGGUUUGCAGAAGAAAGCCUCAUCCUCGUUUUAACCAGAUUAGCCACCAAUCACGUCCUCCGCAGCCUGUUGGGAUGUAUGCUUCCACCGCAGCUCUGUGACCACUGAAGAUCUAUCAUUUGGGCCAAAUAGGGAUCAGGGGACUGAUAAAUGUUUAAAUCAAAAACAUAUAUUCUCUGUGUUCAUGUCAUCUGCUACAUGAGUGAAGUCUGAAUUCUAUUGGGCCUCAUCCAUCCACAAAGCUUGCUUCAUCGUGCAGCGAGUUUGUUCUAAGGCGGCAGCCAUGUUGAAAAGACAACACAUAGAGCUCACCAACACAGUGAUUCAGACCACUUUACAUACUGGAAAAAAAUAGUAUUAAUUUUUCUUAUUACAGAUGAGAUAAAAAAGAUGUGAUGCAAUUAAUUACAGUUUAAAGAUUUAUGUUGGUUUGUUUUUCAUGUUAUUUUUUUUUUAAAUAUGGAAAUUAAUACAAAGUAUUUCCCCUUCAGGUAAAUAACAGUAAAAUGUAAAUACACAAUUGGGAAACUGUAAUAAAGUAAAAAAAAAAAAAAAACAUAUUUAGGAAUUCAAAUACAUAUGAAAAAUUAUUUUUAAAAGAGCUUUUCUAUGGAGAAUGAGAUAAGGUUUAAAUUAAAAAUGAGAACAGAUUCAGGCUGAUAUUGAAGGCAAUAACAAAGUUGUGAGCUUGUUUUGAGCUGUUGGUUGCAGCAGAUGGUUUUAUUCAGUCUGUCUUGUUUAGCCAACACUGUAAUGUGCCUUAGGACAGUGAAAGGAUGCAGGAAACAAAGCGUCAGAUGAGUGCUUCUUAUUUCCCCACUAUUUUUAAUUUUCGCUAAGAGUGAUUUGGUCAGAAUAAAACUAGGAAAGGUGAGAAAGUUCAACUACAUUAUUUUAUCAUCUCCUUAAUCAUUACUGUUUAUUUUCUUUUCAUCAUACAGUACUUGAUAUCAUCAUUUCUGUUUGAUCGCCUUGUUUUCUGUAAUUGUAAAUGAUGAAAUAAAAAAAGCUAAAUAAAAACCAUGUGUACUCCACAUGACAGGGCGAAUAAGGGUUCAAUUUUGAAUGUUUUUGAUAUUGAAUGUGUGAGAAUCAGACUUGUUUUGAUAAUUUCUCAGCUGUACCGUUCAUUUAUGCACCUGAAAAAAAGUUGAAACUGAAACAUCUGUAGUAUCUGAAACAUCUGUCGUCAGCAGAGGUAAUAUGAAUACAUACCAGCAGAAGCUUCACUUGUGCAAUGUUCAGUUGGUUUAAACUCCUGCCAGCUCCAAAUUUAAGACUUGUUAAGAGCUUCCUAAUUUGUUGUGGGUAUGUUGAAAAAAAUGCAUGUUUAAAACCAAAUGAUUUGCUGUAUGAAUGCAAACCAGCCUAUAUCUCCUUGUGCUUAAACCGGCUUCACCUCUGGAGUCAUCUCUCACUUUCUCUGAACCGCAGUAUUUUUAAGAUUUUUUUUCCGACUGUAUUUUUUUUUUCUAUUUUUAGCACUUAUUUAGCUAAUGUGUAAAAUCCAUGUUGAGUCUUUUAUAGCAGGAACUAUGAGUCCAAGCUCUUGUCCCAGAGGGUUUUAAUAGGACAAUAGGGGAAUGGAAACCUUUUUGCAUCUGUACUGUAUUUAUUGUAUAAUAGCCUAUUCAGCUUGAACGUUAUUCAGAAUAUAGUUUCAUUUGAUGUUUUAAUGCAAUAGCAUUUAUUAUUACAUCACUGUAUGUUUAUAAAUAAAUAUAAAUGGACAUAAAAAUGUUUCUUUAUUGUAAUACGAGUGGCUGAUUUCUGGAAGUUUUUGUGAACUUGUGGAUAAAUCGUUGUCAGCUCAUAUUUACCAUAA